CCCAUACGGAUUAAAGAUGGCGCCCUCUCAUGCACUGAGGUGCUGUAAACGGGCUCUAAACUGGGUACCUGUCCUGUUUAUCAACCUGGUUGUCGGUUGGUCUUAUUACGCUUAUGUUGUGGAGCUUUGUGUCUAUACGAUCCCAGGUAAUGCAGAACGAAUCAGCUAUUUGGUCAUCUUUCACAUUGUCCUCGGCAUGUUUAUAUGGUCCUACUGGAAAACUAUCGGGUCCAAACCAACCGGCCCCUCGAAAGCGUUCGGUCUUCCCAGAGCAGAGAAGGAACUCUAUGAGAGAGAGGAGCGAGCUGAGAUGCAACAGGAGAUUCUGAAGAAAGUGGCGAGAAAUCUACCUGUGUAUACACGCACGGCAGGAGGAGCCAUCAGAUACUGCGACCACUGCCAGGUAGUCAAACCCGACCGCUGCCAUCACUGCUCCACCUGUGAGAUGUGUGUGUUGAAAAUGGACCAUCACUGCCCCUGGGUGAAUAACUGUGUUGGAUUCUCAAACUACAAGUACUUUGUCUUGUUCUUGGCCUACGCUUCACUCUACUGUGCAGUCAUUUGUGCCACAGUCAUCCAGUAUUUCAUCAAAUUCUGGACUAAACAACUGGCUGACACGCACGCCAAAUUCCACAUCUUGUUUCUGUUUUUCGUGGCGGCCCUGUUCUUUAUCAGCAUCCUGUCACUUCUCAGCUACCAUCUGUGGCUUGUGGGAAAGAACAGGACAACUAUAGAGGCGUUUAGAGCUCCUGUGUUCACAAAUGGUCCAGAUAAAAACGGGUUUUCUCUGGGCUUUAGCCGAAAUGUAGCUGAGGUGUUUGGAGACCAAGGGAAGUACUGGUUGUUUCCUGUUUUUUCAAGUCUGGGAGACGGGCAUUCCUUUGUUACCAGAUUGGUACACAUAGAUCCUGAACAAGCAAACAGUGUCCUCCAGCAGAAUGGCAAAAGCCUUGCUGAUGGGGAAGCCAACCCUUGUGCGCUUGGUAACAGUAUACAACACACAACGGAAGACAGUAAAGACAAAACUGAAGAAGGCCAGACAGUUUCUGUGACAGUGGAGAGUGAGCCAUAGCAGGUCGCAGGCACAUCAGUAAACUAUGAUGCCUUAAACCAGGAGCAUCAGCGCCGCCACAGGAGCCGUCCUCCACCCUCAUUUUGAGUUCAACAGUGCAGCCUCAAGCUACAUGUUCUGUACAUACAUCAAAUGGACCAUAACUUCCUCCGGUGUGCUUUAAACCAGCACCCCAACAAUACUGUUAUCACGCGACAGUGACUGUACAGCGACCUCGUAGACUGCACCAGUCUGAAGCAGAGGUAAUUCACAGGUUUCGUCUUUGUUUUGAGCCAAAGACAUUCAUUUUGUUGUAUCUGUUGUUGUUGCAUCUGAAAAACUCUGGGACUGCUUUUUCACCUCGAGCCAACGUUUGUCUACAUUGUCUGUGUUUAUCUACAUGGAUUAAUCGCAUAACACAUUCCUAAUAGAGAAUCCUGUUUUCAGUAUUAAGCAUUAAUGACCAAGAGGGAGAAGAGGGAGCCACUAAAAUGAGAUGUGUACAAGUUGUAAAGAAUGGUGAGACAUUUCAACACUGUCAGCAGUGUAAGAAUGAUCAGUUUUAAACUCCAAGCACAGUGCAAUUAUUAAGACCAAUUAUCUAAUGGUCUAAUUUAGUUUACAGUAUACAUGACUGAAAAAUAUUUUGAAGGUCUUUCUGUUUACACUUUUAAGAUAUUUAUGUUUUACAUUUCAGAUUUUAUACUAUGCUCAAACAUAGAAAUUAUCAAGGGUUUAAAUGUUUGGACCAAAUCCAGUUUAACUCCAGUUAAAUGAUUUUAAAUAGUUAAGAAGUUGGUUUGCCAUUUUUAAUUGCACUAUAAAUAUUUGUAAUUUAUUUAUUUUCAAGCUUUUCUAAUUUAAUUGCAUCAUUUUAGUGUCUGUUAAUUUUAUUGUAAUGGAUUAUUUUUAUUUGUAUUUAUUCGUUUUUCAUGAUCAGUUCUUUACUACAGUGAGUAUUUGUUUUUUAAUUUAUCAGUCUUGAGUGUUAAAGGUUAACUUUGGUAUUUUUUUAUAUUUUUCAGCCUGGAUACUAUUCACCCAGUUAGAUGUGAAAAUACGCUGCCUGUACACUCCUUUCCCUUUUUUUUUCCUUGUUUUUUUUUUUUUUUUUUUUAACAUCUAAUUGUGUGAUUUAAGAUUUUAUUCCAACCAAACCAGAGUGGGUGAUGUUGAGUGGAAAGUCAAACCAAGACAGUUUUGUGAGUUUUAUUUUGUUUCUGUCAACUUUUACUGCCUUUGUCAGCUUCUGUUUCUUUAAAUGGAGUCUGGUGGGUUUGGCGUUAGCGAUCUCAGGGCUGUUUCUAGACAAACAAAGGAUCUUAACAAAAAGGAUCUUACUCUUAAAUUAAAAUGUUAAUCUCUUUAGCGAUCCUUUCCGUAAGCUGUCAGACACUUAAAAUGUCAGUGGCAAAAAACAAGCACUUUUAGCGAGCGAACACUGAAGGUGCAUUUUGCCCAGAGUGGUUACAUUGCAGCCCUCUCCACUAAUACCGGACAAAUUAAAGGCGCUGUAUGUAAGAAUGUGGCCAAAACGGUUACUGCACUCAAAUUCAAAAUACUGCCGCGAGUCGUGUCCGCCCCCCCCUCCCCUACAGAUUCGAGGUUGCUGGACAGCGGCAUGCUGGAGACUGAUUUGUUUGCCCACGGGCAUCUGCUGUGGCAGGGCCACGUCGCCGCUUCCUUGAUCUUCCGUUUUCCAGCGGACCGUUAGAGCAAGUCCAGCUUUUCUGCUGCUAACGCUGCUGCCGGGAUACAGCUCGUGAGGAGCCGGCUGCUAAUGCUAUGU
Molecule: messenger RNA, 2840 nt
Organism: Epinephelus lanceolatus (giant grouper)
Lineage: Eukaryota; Metazoa; Chordata; Actinopteri; Perciformes; Serranidae
Product: palmitoyltransferase ZDHHC20-A-like
Molecular function (GO): palmitoyltransferase activity
Source: RefSeq, a predicted model, not a curated record